Molecule: messenger RNA, 3090 nt
Organism: Saccharomyces mikatae IFO 1815
Lineage: Eukaryota; Fungi; Ascomycota; Saccharomycetes; Saccharomycetales; Saccharomycetaceae
Gene: RQC2
Product: Rqc2p
Exons: 1
Coding region: 1-3090 (1029 amino acids)
Biological process (GO): rescue of stalled cytosolic ribosome; ribosome-associated ubiquitin-dependent protein catabolic process
Cellular component (GO): RQC complex
Molecular function (GO): tRNA binding; ribosomal large subunit binding
Source: RefSeq, a predicted model, not a curated record
AUGAAGCAAAGAAUUAGUGCACUAGACUUACAGCUUUUAGCUAGAGAACUGAAACAAGAUUUGGAAGGGUACCGAUUGAGCAAUAUAUACAAUAUUGCUGAUUCGUCAAAGCAGUUUCUCCUAAGAUUCAAUAAACCUGAUUCUAAACUGAAUGUUGUUGUAGAUUGUGGCUUGAGAAUUUAUUUAACCGAAUUUAGCAGACCAAUUCCCCCAACUCCUUCUGGAUUUGUUGUAAAACUGAGGAAGCAUCUGAAAGCUAAACGGCUAACAGCUUUAAAACAAGUAGACCAAGAUAGAAUUCUUGUUCUGCAAUUUGCCGAUGGUCACUUCUACUUAGUGCUGGAAUUCUUCAGUGCAGGGAAUGUCAUUCUUCUAGAUCAGAACAGAAGGAUUUUGUCCCUGCAAAGAGUGGUUUUGGAGCAUGAAAACAAGGUUGGUCAAGUUUACGAAAUGUUCGACGAAUCUCUUUUUGCCGCAGGUAACACGCCUACUAGCGAAUAUGUAGUAGGUACAAAGAUAGAAUACACCUCCAACACUAUCAAUGAGUGGAUAAAGGCAACUCAAACCAAGUAUGAAUCGGACAUUGCUGUUAUCAAACAACUCAACUUUCAAAAUAAAGAUGAUCCUAAAAAAAAAAAAGUCAAGGUGCCUUCGAUCCAUAAACUACUACUUUCAAAAGUUCCUCAUCUGUCUUCAGAUCUACUAUCGAAAAACCUUAAUGUGUUCAAUAUAGAUCCUUCGGAAUCUUGCUUAGCACUUUUAGGUAAGACAGACGCACUUGCGGAAUUGUUAAAUAGCACGCAAUUGGAGUAUAAUAAACUGCUGACUACUUCUGAUAGGAAAGGUUACAUUUUGGCCAAAAGAAACGAAAAUUUCAACUCUGAGAAGGAUACGGCCGAUUUAGAAUUUAUUUAUGAUACAUUCCAUCCCUUCAAGCCGUAUAUCAGUGGGGAGAACAACAAUUCUUCCACCAUUAUAGAAGUUGAAGGCCCUUACAAUAAAACAUUAGACAGUUUUUUUUCAACGAUAGAAUCUUCCAAAUAUGCCCUACGUAUACAGAACCAAGAGUCGCAAGCGCAAAAGAAAAUUGAUGAUGCUCGUACCGAAAACAAUAGAAAAAUACAAGCUUUGUUAAACGUCCAGGAAUUGAAUGAAAAGAAAGGUCACCUCAUAAUUGAAUAUGCAUCCUUAAUCGAGGAAGUAAAACUUGCUGUUCAAGGCCUAAUCGAUCAACAAAUGGACUGGAGCACUAUUGAGAAACUAAUCAAAAAUGAACAAAAAAAAGGUAACAAGAUUGCUCAGCUUUUGAACUUACCUUUGAAUUUAAAGCAAAAUAAGAUCAGCGUUAAACUUAAUACUUCUAACAUCAAGGAAAGUGACAGUUCUUCGGAUGAAGACAGUGAAUCAGAAGGCAGCAUUAUUAGAAGUUCUAGUGAUUCAGAUUCAGAUGAGGUAAGCAACUUGAAAGAGAAAAACAUGAAAAGAAAACCUAGUGAUACGGUAAACGUCACAAUUGAUCUUGGUUUAUCAGCUUACGCUAAUGCCUCUGAAUAUUUCAAUAUCAAAAAAACAAGUGCCGAAAAACAGAAAAAAGUUGAAAAGAAUGUCAACAAGGCUAUGAAGAAUAUUGAAAUCAAAACUGAUCAACAACUAAAAAGAAAGCUAAAGGAUUCUCAUAGUGUUCUAAAAAAGAUUCGUACUCCGUACUUUUUUGAAAAGUAUAGUUGGUUCAUUUCAAGCGAAGGGUUUUUGGUCAUGAUGGGCAAAAGUCCAGCUGAGACAGAUCAAAUCUAUUCAAAGUACAUUGAAGAUGAUGACAUUUAUAUGUCGAAUAAUUUUAACACACACGUAUGGAUCAAGAAUCCUGAAAGAACAGAGGUUCCACCAAACACUUUGAUGCAAGCUGGUAUACUAUGUAUGUCCUCAAGUGAAGCCUGGUCCAAGAAAAUAGCUUCUUCCCCAUGGUGGUGCUUUGCAAAAAACGUUAGCAAGUUUGAUAGCUCUGAUAAUUCCGUUCUACCAGAGGGCGCCUUCCGACUAAAGAAUGAAAAUGAUCAAAAUCUUUUGCCACCUGCUCAACUUGUAAUGGGUUUCGCAUUCCUAUGGAAAGUAAAAACCGGUGAAAAUAAUGAUAGCGGUGAUGAUGAUGAUGAUGAUGAUGAUGAUGAUGAUGAUGAUGAUGAUGAUGAGAGCGAGGCAAAAGAACAAGAAAAGCAAGAAGAAGAGAAUGAUCAUGGAGUCAAUGGGCCACCGGAGAAUGACGAUGAAAAUUUGGAUACAGAAAGCAAUGAUUAUGAAUCUGAUAGCCAUGAAAAGGAGGUCGAAGGAGAGAGCAUAUCAUCUGAAAUAGGUUCGGAUUCGGAAAAUAUCAAGGCUAACAAUGGCAGUGAUGGUAUGCAACGUGUAGCUGCUGAAUCAAGCAGUAUCAUAUCUUUGUUAGAUAGCAUGAACAGCAACGUCCGUGGUAAAAAAGGAAAAUUAAAGAAAAUUCAAAGAAAAUAUGCAGAUCAAGACGAAACAGAACGUAUUUUGCGUUUAGAGGCUUUAGGCACUUUGAAAGGUAUCGAGAAACAACAACAAAAGAAGAAAGAAGAAAUAAAGAAGCGGGAACUUAGAGAAGAUAAAAAGAACAGACGUGAGAAACAAAAGAGAUUACAGGCUUUGAAAUUCACCAAAAAAGAAAAGGCUAAGGUUAACUAUGAUAAGUGUAAGGCUGAAUUGAAGCCAUCACUCGAUAAGGAUGAUAUUGUUGUUGACAUUAUACCAGUAUUUGCUCCUUGGCCUGCACUUUUAAAAUAUAAAUACAAGGUUAAAAUCCAACCGGGAAGUGCAAAGAAAACCAAGACUUUAACUGAAAUAUUACACUAUUUCAAAAAUAGAGCAGUAGACACUUCUUCAACUGACAAAGAAAUGGAUUGGCCACAAGAACAUGAAAUGAUCAAAAGCUUGAAAGAACAAGACUUGGUUCUUUUACUUUGUGUCGAUAAAUUAAAAAUAACAAUCACUGGGCAGAAGUCGACCAAGAACGGUGAUGUUACUUCACGAAAGGGCAAAAAGAAGACUAAGUCAGCUCGAACGAAGAAAAAAUAA